GUAACGAUAAACAACACAAGGAAUGUACAACGAUUUUCAGUUGUGAACGUUGCUUGUCGCGAAACUGCCGAUUUGAAGCAGUCUCGAUCUAACAUUCGUUCCGAAAAGACGAGGAUAUUAAUUUAGAUAUCAUUGCGCAUAAUCUUAUCGCAAAGCAAUCUGAUCAGAUUUCUUGUGCAUCUCUUUCUUCAUCGAAGUUAUUCUACAUUAUUAAAUAUUGGCUAUCGUAUAUACAUCAGAUAUCGAAUUUUAUGAAGUUGGUGCCUUCUACUAAAAAUUCAAAUUUUAUUACGUUCUAUAUAACACUUGUUUGAUAAUCCAUCUGCAAAGCUGGGUCGACAUCGCAAGAAAAAGAAUAUGACAUCGAAGAGCGCAGACACGAUGUCAGACAGUAUACAUGAGACUUGCAACUUAGAAGAAUCACUACCAUUAACAACAGCUAUAACGAACGAUCUCACUUUCGAUGAACAGGCAGAGAUGUCCACCGAAAAUAAGAAUCAAUUUCCGACAAAGCAUAUCUUUUCUCAUUGUCGAACGUCGUGUGAUGUAAAAGUGACUACUUUUACCUGGAGUAUUGCUGAUUUCUGGCAUCUUUACAGCUUUAUUGACACUUUAACAUCUAGUAGCAUUGAAGGACAUUCUUUUGAUAUAAAUAUGCGCAUUGAUAGAGAAAGGGAUAUCUUAACAUUUUAUAUUGAUUGUAAUGGUGAAAAUCAGUUUAAUAUUCACAGAUAUGAUUGUUAUAUCCGAAUUAAUAAUGAAGAACCAAUCUUGCGUCCUGCAGGAAUGUGGAAAAUAUUUUGUCCAGAAAUUCCGGCGGUUACGUUUUAUCAAAUAAGUGUCGCUGUUAUUGUGGACAAGAAAUAUUUAGAAAACAAUAAUACACUUUCAAUAUGCUUUAAUUUUGAAACAGAUAAAACUCUAACACAUAGCACUAUGUACGAGAAUAUAUUAAAAGUACCACCACUAUUAACAGCUAUGACGAACGAUCUCACUUUCGAUGAAUCUGACCAACUUGUUACAUUUCAAGUAAAAGGGAAAUGUGUUCGUGUAAAAAAAUCAACAUGUGCGAGCAGCCAGUUCCUUACUAAAUUGUUAAAGACAGAAGAUGCGAGUAAGAUAAUAGUAAUAAAGAAUGAUGUAGCAUACGAUAUUUUCAACAUGGUAAUAUUUUAUUUAGAAACUGGCCGUCUCAUGUCUGAUAUUAUAAAAUUAGAUGAACAAGAUAAGGACAAAAUUUAUCAACUUCUUACAGCAGCUGAUGAAUUUGGCAUAAAAGGUCUUAAAUUAUUGUGCGAACAAUAUUUAAUAGGGCGCGUAGUAAAAGAGAAUGUUGUACAAUAUUUAUAUAUUGCAAUUAAUUAUAAUGCAAAAUAUUUAGAGAGUUAUGUAAAAAGAUUAUUCAAGCUACACUUAUCUGAGAUUAUUAACACUACAGAGUUCUUAAAGCUAAUGCAACUUCAUCCUGGGAUAUUAUUUGAUAUUGUAAAACAAGAAUUAUUUAAAGAAGAUGCUCCGUAUCAAGUUAUCUAACCUCUCAAUCUACGUCGCAUAAUUAAAUAAAAUUAUGACGAAUUUUGACUAUAAUUUUGACGAUAAAUUAUAUCUUUAUUUCCAAGAUUAAUUAUUCUGUAUUUGUAUUAAUAAUUCUAAGAUAAUAUUCAUUUUUGUUAUUUUAUUGUUCAUGUAGACUAGAUAUAAACUAAAUACAAAAAAUAUCAUAUAUUGUUCCAAGCGAACAUUUGUUAGAUAUAUAAUGCGACAUGUAUAACAUUUAUAUGCAACAUUUAGAAGAAACUUUUUAAGUAUUUUUAUAUAAUAUCUGUGUGCUAUACUAUUUGUUAAUGAUAAGUUUUUGUGCAAUCCCUGAUAUCGUUAUCGCGUGCGAUAAUCAUCACAUUGUUAAUGGAACGUUAUCGUCGGUUUCGUAGCCGCGAGAGGGUUAAUGCGAGGUGUACGUUUAUGUUCUACUGCAAAUGUCAUCGUUUGAGAUAUCUGCUCUAAGACCGCAAUUCACGGAGAAGGCGAGGAUCUAUAGCGCAUCAGACUGUUAGAUGGACUGCAAGCCUACGGAGUAACGCAGAAUGCGCCGUAUCAAAGCACUGACUUGUCAGUGAUAGAGCAGAUAUGUCAGACGAACGCGGAACAUAAUAUAUAUAUCGCUCCACCGUUAAGUGACAUUAAAAUUAUGUUACUCGUUUCUUAACAAUAAUUCAUCGCAUGAUCGAAAAGCGAUAAAUCCGGAAGUCGAAAAAGUAGAAUCCUUUUUGUAAGCCAAAUAAAAUAAAAUCAAAAUAAAAUGUC
Molecule: messenger RNA, 2304 nt
Organism: Wasmannia auropunctata (little fire ant)
Lineage: Eukaryota; Metazoa; Arthropoda; Insecta; Hymenoptera; Formicidae
Exons: 2
Coding region: 358-1533 (391 amino acids)
Biological process (GO): regulation of proteolysis; proteasome-mediated ubiquitin-dependent protein catabolic process
Cellular component (GO): cytoplasm
Molecular function (GO): ubiquitin protein ligase binding
Source: RefSeq, a predicted model, not a curated record